CCCAUGACUGCCCUGCUAGCUAACACCAACUGAAGCUAACCUGACUAGAAGAGGGAGGAGGAGGAUCAGGAAGUAAGAAGACAGCGGCGGGUUUGCACGUCCCGAGCCUCCGGUUUAGCAGCCUGGUCUUUUUAGUUCACCAAUCUUGAGAUUGAAAGAUGGCGACCAGCUCGGAGCGCAGUCCUCCUCCGUUCCCCGACUCCGAGGACCAAGAUGUGCUGGACACCGAAGAAGUCAGAGGCCGAGACAGUGAUGAAGACGACGGGGACGACCUCUUCAUGAGCGUAAGUAGCCCUCCACUGACCGACAUGGACACCACGCUGCCACCUGCCAGUCAAUCCAGUGAUGUUUUAAUGAAGCCUCCCACUGACAUCAUGAACGAUCCAUUAAUUGAGCCCAUCAGCAGCCAAACAGAAAACAAACCAGCGAGAGAAGUUGUCAGUGAACCCUCAGAUGAAUUUGUUGACCUAACAAACAACAUAAUCGAAGCAGCAGCCGACAGCGUCGCAGCUGCAGCAAAAGACACAACUGAAAUCUCUUUGGAUGAACCUUCAGAUGAUUUUGUUGACAUAUUGGGAAGUGAAACUGAGGCACCACGAGAGGAUGUGGUGACAGCGGCUGUUACUGCUGAAGCAGCAACGGACAAAAGUGAAGUGACGGGCAGCGUUACAGAUCCACCUAGCGACAGGAAACAGGAAGUAACAGAAACUUCUACUACUCCAAUUAUCGACCUCAGUGGUGAUUCCUCAGCCAGUAACACACAGCAGCCACCUGGCUCUGACAAAAUUGUUGACCCUCUGGGUGACCUCCUGGGUGAUGCUCCAUUCGCUGCUCCUCUCGCUGCUCCACUUGCUGUUCCACUUGCUGUUCCACUUGCUGCUCCACCUGCCACUGAUGCCAAAAAACCCAGCAGGGCAACAGACCUGUUCGAGGAUGAGGGAAGCGACUUGUUUGCAGAAUCACGGCAGACUAAACCUGCCAAGCAGCCACAGAAAAGCCUCUUUGGUGAACCUGACGAGGAUUUGUUCGGUGAACCACUGGGUGCCACCUCAAAGAAAACCAUCAAUAAAGAGCAGAAGGACAAAUCUGUCACAACCAAAGCUGCUGCUGCUGCUGCCGGUGAUGUUAUCAACGUAGCUGGACCUCUGCAAGAGAGUAAUCCUGCAGAACCUGCUGACAUCUUCACUGAAGAAGCUGUCGCCACAGUGCCCAGCAUCAGCAACACCAGCACUGUCAACUCUAAGACCAAUGGACUCCACUCUGAGGAGGAGACGGACAUCUUUGCUGAAGCCACAGUGGAGCUUUCUCUCGACAGUCCACGGAACGAGAGAAAGAAGGAGGUGCAAGCCAAACCGUCUGCGUCUGCCCCCACACUGUCAGCAGCUGCCAGCCUGGCCAAGCCACAGUCUGCUGCCCUUGAGGAGUUGGAAGAAGAAGAAGAAGAGGAGCAGGAAGACAAAUUUGACAUCUUUGUCUCUGUCAAAGACCCUGAAAAAAUAGGGGACGGGAUGAACGCUUACAUGGCCUAUAAAGUAACCACACAGACCACACUACCCAUGUUCCGCAACAAGACAUUCACAGUCAGGCGACGCUUCAGCGACUUCCUCGGCCUCUAUGAGAAGCUUUCUGAAAAACAUGGACCAAAUGGAUUCAUUGUACCUCCCCCGCCAGAGAAGAGCAUCCUGGGUAUGACAAAGGUGAAGGUAGGAAAGGAAGAUUCCUCAUCUGCAGACUUUGUUGAGAGAAGAAGAGGUGCUUUGGAGAGGUAUCUCCAGAGGGUGGUUAAUCAUCCAUCGCUUCUUCAAGAUCCAGACGUCAGAGAGUUCCUGGAGAGAGAAGAGUUACCCAGAGCAGUGAGCACCCAGGCUCUGAGUGGCGCCGGUUUCCUGAAAAUGAUUAACAAAGCAACAGAUGCUGUCAGUAAAAUGACCAUCAAGAUGAAUGAGUCAGAUGUGUGGUUUGAGGAGAAGCUGCAGGAGGUGGAGUCUGCAGACCAGCAGUUCAGGAAGCUCCACGCCCUGGUUGAAUCCCUUGUUGUCCACAGGAAAGAGCUGUCGUUGAACACGGCGAGCUUUGCCAAGAGCGCAGCCAUGCUGGGCAGUGCGGAGGACAACACCGCUCUGUCUCGAGCUCUCUCCCAGCUGGCAGAGGUGGAGGAUAAGAUGGAGCAGUUGCACCAGGACCAGGCUGCAAACGACACCUUCAGCUUCGCUGAGCUCAUCGCUGAUUUCAUCCGCCUGCUUGGAGCCGUGAGGGGGUCGUUUGAUCACCGGAUGAAGGCGUGGCAGCGUUGGCAGGACGCUCAGGCCAUGCUGCAGAAGAAGAGGGAGACUGAGGCCAAACUGCUGUGGGCCAACAAGCCAGACAAACUGCAGCUGGCCAAGGAGGAGAUCGCUGAGUGGGAGGCCAAAGUGACGCAGUAUGAGAGAGACUUUGAAAGAGUAUCUGCCACCGUCCGCAAGGAGGUCGUUCGCUUCGAGAAAGAAAAAGCAAAGAAUUUCAGAAGACAGAUAAUAAAGUACUUGGAGUCUCUGCUUCAGUCUCAGCAACAGCUGAUAAAGUAUUGGGAGGCUUUCUUACCAGAAGCAAAAGCAAUCGCCUAAUCCUUGAGCACCAGCCUUUUGGAUGACAAAACAGGCUGCCUUUUUUCUUAUACACUUUACCUCUUUUGCCUUUAAACCAAGGAAAAUGCGUGCAUUGUAAAGGGAGAUACAAUCAACCUGUUUUUUUUAAUCACCUUUAACAUAAUAGCUCUGUAUUCUAUUGUAUUAAUAAUUGUAUAUUUUCAUUUAACCUUUCCACAGAUAUUUUCUUAUUAGAUGAAAAGAGUUUGCAUAUACAAAGAUAUGGACACAUGAAAAGAAAGAAAGUGUAGAUGAAUGAUUCCAUUGAUUUCCACAAGAGAAGGGAAAAUGAACCGAGUCCGUUGUUCUCAGGAUUUUCUCCCUCGUGUGAUCAGGAUCUCCUUCACAUCAGCAGUGGUUAAUUGUUUACAGCGUGGCUGCUCUAUCAUCAAAUAUUUCUGGGGACCCAGAUGAAGAAAGUGGCCAUGAGUCUCUCUCUUUUCUUUUUCUUUUAAAUGACUUAAAGGGAUAAAAUUACAUUAAAAGAAUUAUGAGCACUUCCACCAGGUGGAUAAAGUAAUUAAGUACCAGCCAUGUUUUCUUUUCUUUCAGAUUUAAAAUACUAUCGAUGCUGAGGGGACGGGGUGCAGGGUAAAGAGAGACAUUAGAUUAGCAAACUCUACAGCUGUGGUCAAGGGUUGCAUUGUACUGUAGGUGAAGCUUGCGGGUUUAAUGUUUUAGAUUUGAUUUCAAUCAUUGUGCAAAAUUUACUCUUGUAACUACACAUGUCUGUGCCUUUUUAAGUAAGAGUGGUGUUUAAGUAAGAGUGGUGUUUUGUCUCCAGACACCGAGUCAAAUCUGUUUGUUUUGGGAGAAAAGUUGUACACAGUUGUGGGCAGCGCGGAGACUCGUUACCUAACAGUUACUUCCACAACAGCCAUAAUGAUAUAAUGAGUGUCAAUGCUAAGAUUAAAGAACAAUACUGGUGUUUUCCAUUUACAAAUUACAUUUUUUUCUUUCUCUACAUUGUUGCCUAUAAUGCUGCAAUUUUUGUAAUUGAUUUUUUCUACUUUCUUGUCAGCCUUUGGAUUCUCUGCUGUAUGAAAAUCAGCCUGCAGAGACUUGACUCAGGUAAUCCUCACAGCGAACGUCACGUCUGAGUCUGUUUUUGUCAAAGCUGCAUCAUUGUUGUGUGGUAAUACUGUACAGUAAGUGUCAGUUGACACAUUUUUAAGGCAUUACCAAGCAAUGAUGACUGAGAAAAAUAUAAUAAAUGCAGACGUGUUCUCACUGUAUGGAUUAGCUGUUUUAAGCAAGUUUCAAGUCUCACAAGUAGAGCAGUGUAAUGUAGUAUUAAUGGAAACUAAAACCUGGACGGUUAGGACAGUUAUGUCCUAGAAUAUCAGGGCUGCAACUAAAAAUAAUUUGAUUAUAGAUUAAUCUGUUGAUUAUAUUUUCAAUCAUGAAAAAUACACAAUAUCCCAGAGCCCAAGGUGACAUCUUGAAAUUGUUUUAUCAGCAUCAGUCCAAAACCUAAAGAUAUUUAAAGGUACCCUGUGGAGUUUUUGACCAGUAAUAGCACUAUGGAGCAGUGCCAGCAUAGGCCAAGAAGAAGACUGUUAGCCAACUUGGUUCUAAACAAUUCAGCUGUCUUCAAAAAAGGUUCUGCAAAUGUUUUAUGUGGAAAGUUCAACACACAUUCAAAAUGUUUGUUAAACUCCUAAUAUACAAAAUGUUUUGGUGAGAAACGAUAAAUGUAGACAUGACUUUAAAAAAUCCACAGGGUAUCUUUAAUUUAAAGAGAGAUAAAUCAGAGAAGAAAAGAAGCAAAUCUGCACAUUUGAGAAAGUGGCACCAGCAAACAUUUGUUUUUUCCACUUGAUUUUUUAAAUGUUUUGUUACUAAACCAUCAAUACUGUCUGAUUUCUAUUAAAUGGGCAAGAGCACGUAAAAACACUGGAAUAGUCCCUUUGAAAAGCCAGUCAGAAAGCACCCGUGAAAUACUAAACGUACUGAUGUCAUAGUGAACCUGAUGCUUCCCCAACACCUCAGUCUGCAGCUUGACAACUGAGUUUUAACAUCAAACCGUAACAAACCUGCGUCACAGCCUCAUGUGGCGGGGUUGCCAUCUUAUGAUUACAGCUUUAAUGUCACAUUUGCACACACAACGCAACUCUCGUCACUAAGGCAUCACUAAACUUGCAGACAUUUCUUUGCACUGUUGUUUUUUUGUUUGUUUUUUCUGACAGAUACAUGCCUAUUUUCAACUGUUGUUAGAUUAAACAACACUUACUAAAACCUGGCUGUUAGUGCGUCCUCAUACUGUCAUCACUUGUCAACGUGCAGAGCAAUGUCAGCAAUGUGCACUGUCAUAGAAAUUCCUUUGAAAAAAAAAUCAAUAAAAGUUGCACUGUUUACACUCUGAGAUUUCAUUAAGAA
Messenger RNA from Lates calcarifer (barramundi perch), 5003 nucleotides. It is a transcript of the gene snx1a, whose product is annotated as sorting nexin 1a. NCBI's taxonomy places the organism in Eukaryota, Metazoa, Chordata, Actinopteri, Centropomidae. Gene Ontology annotation, molecular function: phosphatidylinositol binding. Gene Ontology annotation, biological process: early endosome to Golgi transport; intracellular protein transport. The record is from RefSeq and is a predicted model, not a curated record. Gene Ontology annotation, cellular component: endosome membrane; endosome.